AAAAAUAUUAUACAGUUGAAGAUGGAAGGAUCUCCAAGCAGAAGCUCACAACAUGCUAAAACCAUGGGUGGAUCACAAGCUCCAAUCAAGCAGAGAGUGAAGAUGGUUGAGAAAUCGAUUCAGGAUGGCAAAACAGAGUUAAACAACAAUAAGAAAGAAAUGCAAGUUUUGAGAUCAGAGUGUGCAACACUUGAGGCUAAAAACAAGGAGACCACUAAUGAAAUCCUGAAGGAAAUCCUUGAGGACAUUGCUAACCUCGAUAAGGACUUCAAAAAGCUAGUUGAGAUGGAUAACAACGAAGUCAAAUUCUUGCAGCAGCAACUAUUCCAAUUGACUCAGGAGAAGACCAAGCUCCAACAGUCAGUAGUCAUGCUCGAUACUAGAGUUGCCAAUGUGGAGAAUGAUGUCGGAUUUGAGUAAUUC
Messenger RNA from Moneuplotes crassus, 423 nucleotides. Lineage: Eukaryota; Ciliophora; Spirotrichea; Euplotida; Euplotidae. The record is from the annotation of a GenBank genome assembly.